GUCGGCUUACAUUAUUAUACUGAUAAAGAAUUACAAGUUACUUCUGAAUCAGCUUGCCGUCUCGCUUGCGAAAUCGAAUCAGAAUUUUUAUGUCGCUCAUUCUUGUAUCUUGGACAACCACAAGGUUCUCAAUAUAACUGCCGUUUGUAUCAUUUGGAUCAUAAAACUUUACCCGAUGGUCCCUCAACUUAUUUGAAUCAUGAACGUCCACUUAUUGAUCAUGGCGAACCAAUUGGUCAAUACUUCGAAAAUCAAUGUGAGAAAUCUGCUGCUUCACCACCAGGUACCUUGGAUAAAUUGGAUACAUUACCAGUUAGCUUAGACACCACCGAAGAUCCUACUUUAAAUAAUUUAACCAGAAAUGAUGUGAACUGUGAUAAGACUGGCACUUGUUAUGAUGUUUCGGUACACUGCAAAGAUACACGCAUUGCCGUACAAGUGCGUACUAAUAAACCCUUCAAUGGACGUAUAUAUGCACUUGGUCGGUCAGAAACUUGUAAUAUUGAUGUCAUCAACUCUGAUGCUUUCCGCUUGGAUUUGACUAUGGCCGGACAGGAUUGUAAUACUCAAAGCGUGACUGGUGUUUAUUCCAAUACUGUUGUAUUACAACAUCAUAGCGUUGUUAUGACUAAGGCCGAUAAGAUUUACAAAGUAAAAUGUACCUACGAUAUGAGCUCUAAAAACAUUACCUUCGGCAUGAUGCCAAUACGUGAUCCAGAAAUGAUUCACAUCAAUUCAUCACCUGAAGCACCACCACCAAGAAUUCGCAUUUUGGAUACACGUCAACGUGAAGUGGAAACUGUGCGUAUUGGUGAUCGUCUUAACUUCCGUAUUGAAAUUCCAGAAGACACACCAUAUGGCAUCUUUGCUCGUUCUUGUGUUGCCAUGGCUAAGGAUGCACGUACAAGCUUCAAAAUUAUUGAUGAUGAUGGUUGUCCAACUGAUCCUACAAUCUUCCCUGGCUUCACUGCUGAUGGUAAUGCUCUACAAUCGACAUAUGAAGCUUUCCGUUUCACUGAAAGUUACGGUGUUAUCUUCCAAUGUAAUGUUAAAUACUGUUUGGGACCAUGUGAACCAGCGGUAUGUGAAUGGAAUAUGGAAUCAUUUGAAUCUUUGGGCAGAAGACGUCGUCGUUCAAUUGAGGGUAAUGAAACUAAAGAAGCUGAUGAGGAUAUGAACAUUUCACAAGAAAUACUUGUGCUGGACUUUGGUGAUGAGAAACGUGAGUUCUUUAAGGCUGAUCCAAGCACAGAUUUUGCUAAAGAUAAGACUGUCACUAUCAUUGAGCCUUGCCCCACCAAAACAUCAGUAUUGGCACUCGCUGUUACCUGUGCGCUCAUGAUCUUAUUGUAUAUCUCAACGUUGUUCUGCUACUACAUGAAGAAAUGGAUGCAACCACACAAAAUUGUAGCAUAAACUGAGGCGCAGAGAAACUACCGAGAAAAAUUAUUAGACACUUACGAGUACUUCAAAUUUUCCUACUAAAGAACUAACAAAAAUGCUUAAUAUUUCGAAAUAAUUUGCGUAGCAAAUGAAGUUCGAUAAGAAAACGCAAUAAUUAAUAUUUUAAGGAUUAAUUAAAGUUAAAAAUUAAAUAGUUGCUAAGUUUAAAGAAUAUAAUAUCUAGUUUAGGGCUGUUUUUAAAAUGUUAACUGAAAUGUUGCGGCAAAAGUGCGCGAAAAACAAUUUUCGUGCAAUUUUAGAGUCAACAAAGUAAAUAUACAUUUUAAAGACAAUAAAAUUAAUAAAUAAUUUAUUUAAAUCGAAAGCAA
Teleopsis dalmanni is the source of this 1772-nucleotide messenger RNA. RefSeq lists its product as uncharacterized. The annotation marks the transcript as partial. The transcript has 7 exons. NCBI's taxonomy places the organism in Eukaryota, Metazoa, Arthropoda, Insecta, Diptera, Diopsidae. The record is from RefSeq and is a predicted model, not a curated record.